Halichondria panicea is the source of this 542-nucleotide messenger RNA. RefSeq lists its product as uncharacterized. The record is from RefSeq and is a predicted model, not a curated record. Gene Ontology annotation, molecular function: peptidyl-prolyl cis-trans isomerase activity. Bases 109 to 462 code for a protein of 117 amino acids. Gene Ontology annotation, cellular component: cytoplasm. Lineage: Eukaryota; Metazoa; Porifera; Demospongiae; Suberitida; Halichondriidae. The transcript has 4 exons.
CUGUGUUGCAAGUUCAUAAUUAUAUGCAUGCUACCAGAUUCUCUACUCUAAAAUAAACUUGUAACUUAACUGACAUCACAGCAGGCUCCAGUUUAAGCAUCUCCAGUCAUGUCUAUUCAGAUAAGUGAAGGUGUGUCUAAGGUGAUUGUGAGGGAAGGCUCUGGCAACACUCCAGCAGCAGGGAGCAAGAUUGUUGUGCAGUGUACAGGAUCACUCAAUACCAACCCUCCCAAGAAAUUUUGGAGCACCACGGACGCUGGACAGAAGCCUUUUUCGUUUAACGUAGGCCUUGGCCAAGUCAUCAAAGGAUGGGACGAGGGUUGUAUGACCAUGAAGCUUGGAGAGGUGGCUAAGAUCACUAUUGCUGGUCACAAAGGCUACGGAGCAAAUGGCUUUCCAGCAUGGGGAAUCACACCAAAUGCUGAGCUAUUGUUUGAGAUCGAGAUCCUCUCCAUCAACUGAACUGGACGUUAAUAGACUUUAAAUUGUGUGAAAAAUCACUUGAAAACUUGUGUAUUUUGUCAUUAUUAUUUUCACACUAG